Eimeria acervulina is the source of this 804-nucleotide messenger RNA. RefSeq lists its product as hypothetical. The coding region runs from base 1 to 804 and encodes 267 amino acids. The transcript has 12 exons. NCBI's taxonomy places the organism in Eukaryota, Apicomplexa, Conoidasida, Eucoccidiorida, Eimeriidae. The record is from RefSeq and is a predicted model, not a curated record.
AUGGGUGUUGUCAUCCGCCCCUCUGUACAUGCGGGAACGUGGUUUCCUGGCACAGCUGCUGACCUCGCCGCUGCUGUGGAUGCAAUGUUAGAAGCCGCUUCGGCCGUACAAGGGACAGUGAAGACAAUCGUAGUGCCGCACGCGGCAUUUCAGUAUUCGGGGUCAACUGCAGCUGCAGCUUACAAGCAAAUGUUGUCUCUCCAGCGCACAGUGAAGCGCGUUGUGCUGCUUGCUACGUGGCAUUCGGAUGGCUCUGGGGUUUUUCUGCCUCCUGAAGAAUUUACUGCCUUUGGGUCGCCUAUUGGUUCAUUGCCUCUUGACAGAGAGGCUCUAGGCGCGCUGUUCUCUACGGGUCUUUAUGACACCGCUCCCGCGGAGCUGGAGGUUCAAGAGCAUUCAAUCUCGGUGCAGAUUCCCUUCCUAAAGCGAGUGCUGCCAGAAGGAGCUCUCUUGCUACCCAUUUACGUGGGGACUAUAGCAGACGAGGAUCUGCCGAUGUAUGCGGAGACGCUUGCUCCUUUCUUCAUGGAUCCCGCACUGGAUCGCGAGGCAGUUGACUGCGUUUUGAACUUGAACGCGCCUUGUCUAGAGGAACACAUCCUGAAGACGGGCAAUUUGAUUUGUGGCUACAGCGCGCUGAUAUUAUUUCUGCGUGUCAUAGAAAGAGUAGCCAGCGCUUCUGGGGCGCAACCCGAAGAAAUUUUGUCUCCUUCUCUCCUUAAAUACGCUCAAUCCGAUGCAAUUACGAGUGCACAGGAAACUUCUGUCGGUUAUGCUGCUAUUGCUUUUCUAAGGGCCUCUUAA